AUGGAUCAAACAAUUUCAGAAUCUUCAUCUAAAGCGGUGCUUGACAAUACUAUUCCAUACCUUCCAACAGAAUGUCUUCGAUACAUUCUUUCAUUUAUUGAAGAUGAUGAUAUUCAAACAUUACAUUCAAUCUUAUUAUUAAAUAGAACUUGGUGUAAAAAUACAGUUCCAAUUCUUUGGAAAAAACCGUUUACGCUUUCACAAAGUAGAGAGCAAUUAUCACUUGAAAAGAUAAUUCCAAUUUAUCUUUCAUAUUUACCAGAUGAUUUUCUGGAUAUUCCUGAAAUGCAGAAUAUUAAACGAUGUGUUUAUAAACGAUCAACAAUCUUCAAUUACGCAUCGUACUUGAAAGAGCUUGAUUAUAAAAAAUUGUAUGAAACUAUUUCAGAAUGGGUGUCUGUAAAUAAAAUUUUUGAAACUAAAAGUGAGGAUAUUGAUAUUGAUUUGGCGAGAUUAUCAUUUAAAGAAUCCGAAGUAUUUAUAGAGAAUGUUCAGGAACUCGUUGACGAUAAUUGGGGAUCACGUGAAUUGGAUAAUUCGAUUAUCGACGACGAACAAGAUGAUUAUGAUGAUGAUGAUGAUGAUGAUUCAGAGGAUGUCCCUAUUGAAUAUGAUGAUGGUGAUUUUGAUGACUAUGACCAAGAAGAUUAUUAUGAGGAAGAAAUGGAUGGAUUAUGGAGUGAUCCAGAAUAUUAUAAUGAUUUAGAGAGCAUUGAGAUACCGUUUGAUAAUUCUACAGAAAGCAAAAAAUUAAUGAUCGCCAAAAAAAUUUGUUUAUAUUUAAUGAAUAAUUGCAGUAAUUUUGAGAAACUAAUUUUGGAUACUCGAGGAUGGACAAGAAAUUUAUCAAUUGCUUCACGAGAUUACAUUUCUUUACCUUGUUUUCCUGGAGCGACCGAGUGUUUAUCAAAUAUUACAGAAUUUGUUUUAAAUGGAGAGUUCGAUAAAGGUGAGAUAUUUAAUACGAUGGCUACAUACUGUAAGAAUAUUCGUUCUCUCGUAGUUUGGGAUACAUACCGUAGUGCAUCUCACUCUUUAGCGGGUCUUAUUAGCGCUCAAAAUGGGUUAGAAAUAUUUACUUGGUGCAGUGGGGGUGAAGAUUCUUCACCAAUUUUAUGGUCCUUCGCAAGUCAAAGUGAGAACCUCAUUUGUGUUCAAUUGAUGAAGGCUUAUACCAGAGAUCAUGAGGCAUUUGAAGCUUUAGCAACUUGUAAAAAUUUGGAAAGAUUGAAGAUUUCGGAAUGUCAGCUUACUAGUCAUCACAUGAGAGCGUUGGAGAAUGCAAAUUUUCCUCGCCUUAAGUCAAUUGAAAUUAAUGAUAUACAUACUUAUGAGGAUGAUCAAGAUGAAGAAAUCGAUCCGCCAUCUUUGGAAUUGGCGAGUUUGAUUCGUAAUACAAGUGUACAUCUUCAAGAAAUAAGAUUAAAUUUAGAAUUGCAUUAUUAUCCCGGAAUAAUUGAAACCAUAGCUAUUAAUUGUCCAAAUUUAAUUACAUUUUCAGGAAAUGUAAGUAGCGAUGACCGAUUUGAGGAGCUAAUAAAAUUAUUAGAAUGUUGUAAAAAACUUGAAAAUUUAGUUAUUUGUGGAGCUUACUGGAGUAAUUUGUUUCACGUUGAUGAUAUGUUACCUCAAAUUGGUACUUUAAUUCCAGAAAGCCUUAAACAUUUAGAUUUAUCCAGAUGGGCUUUUUCUGGAGGUCCUUUGAAAAAUUUCUUAAAGGAUUGUAAUGCCAAACUUAAAUUUAUGUCUUUACAUUGUUAUUUCAGUAGUGAUGAGCAUAGGGCAGCUAUUGAUGCUUAUGCUAAAGAAAAGGGGAUCAGGGUAAAAGACUUUCAUGUUGAUUCACAUAAUCAUGGAUAUGGAAUGACUGUUUGUUACGUUACUGUCACUUUUGAUGAUAUAAUUUAG
Rhizophagus irregularis DAOM 181602=DAOM 197198 is the source of this 1908-nucleotide messenger RNA. RefSeq lists its product as uncharacterized. The record is from RefSeq and is a predicted model, not a curated record. Lineage: Eukaryota; Fungi; Glomeromycota; Glomeromycetes; Glomerales; Glomeraceae.